AUGUCCAACGCACAAGCGCACGCACACGAACUACAUACCCUGUGGGGGACUGGACAGAAUUGUGUAGGGGUGGGAAUGGAUGACUUCCUAUUGGUGAUCUUGGAUUUGAUGGGCGUGUACCUUGGAGGGAUGGAGGCAUCGACUGUGAUGACGCUACGCGGUGAGAUUGUUCUCCGUCGCUCGCGAAGUCGCAAAGAAGCCGAUUGCAGUUUGCCGCGUCUGGCGAUAGAACUAUCGCUCGGGUUCCGACAUCCGAAGGGCAGGGCAAGGGCAAGGGAUCUGCAAUCGCCUCAGUCCAGUCCAAACCACAUACCACUCGCAGCCAUGGCUAACCCACCUCACGGCGGAAUCCUCAAGGAUCUCAUUGCCCGCGAUGCGCCCCGAAGAGCAGAGCUCGCUGCUGAGGCCGAAAAGUUGCCAGCCAUUGUCCUCGGUGACCGCCAGCUGUGCGAUCUCGAGCUGAUCCUCAACGGAGGCUUCUCACCUCUGGAGGGCUUCAUGAAUGAGAAGGAUUACAACGGAGUGGUGGAGAACAACCGUCUGGCGGAUGGAAACCUCUUCUCCAUGCCAAUCUGCUUGGACUUGACCAAGGAGGCCAUUGAAGAGCUUGGUGUCAAGCCCGGCGCUCGCAUCACACUGCGCGACAGCCGUGACGACCGCAACUUGGGAAUCUUGAACGUGGACGAUGUCUACCAACCGGACAAGCAGAAGGAGGCCAAGGAGGUCUUUGGUGGUGAUCCAGACCACCCAGCUGUCAAGUUCCUCUUCAAUCAGACCAAUGACUACUACGUCGGUGGUAAGAUCGAUGCCAUUGACCGUCUCAUGCACUACGACUACGUCGGCCUCCGCUACACUCCUGCCGAACUACGCCUCCACUUCGAUAAGCUUGGCUGGUCCAAGGUCGUCGCUUUCCAAACCAGAAAUCCCAUGCACCGUGCUCACCGCGAGCUGACUGUCCGCGCUGCCCGCACUCGCCAGGCCAACGUCCUCAUCCACCCGGUCGUUGGCAUGACCAAGCCAGGUGACAUUGACCACUUCACUCGUGUCCGCGUAUACCAGGCCCUGCUUCCUCGCUACCCCAACGGCAUGGCCGUUCUCGGUCUGCUACCAUUGGCCAUGCGUAUGGGAGGUCCUCGCGAGGCCAUCUGGCACGCGAUCAUCCGUAAGAAUCACGGAGCUACACACUUCAUCGUCGGCCGUGACCACGCUGGUCCAGGAAAGAACAGCAAGGGAGAGGAGAUCUACGGCCCAUACGACGCACAAUAUGCCGUCGAGAAGUACAGGGACGAGCUUGGAAUCGAGGUCGUGCCAUUCCAGCAGAUGACAUAUCUCCCCGAUACCGACGAGUACAUGCCCAAGGACGAGGUGCCAAAAGAGGUCAAGACAUUGGAUAUUUCCGGUACCGAGCUUCGCCGUCGUCUGCGAACGGGAGGUGACAUCCCAGAGUGGUUCUCAUACCCCGAAGUCGUUCGCGUCCUCCGCGAGUCUCACCCACCUCGCAACAAGCAGGGUUUCACCGUCUUCCUCACUGGCUACACCAACUCCGGCAAGGACGCCAUUGCCCGUGCAUUGAACGUCACUCUCAACCAGCAAGGUGGCCGCUCCGUCACCCUUCUCCUCGGCGAGAGCAUUCGCGGCGAGCUCUCCUCCGAAUUGGGCUUCUCCCGCGAGGACCGCAACAAGAACAUCCAGCGCAUCGGCUUCGUCGCGUCAGAGCUCACUCGCUCCGGCGCAGCAGUCAUCGCGGCGCCCAUCGCUCCCUUCGCCGACUCCCGCAAGGCCGCCCGAGAACUCGUCGAGAAGGCUGGAUCUUUCUACCUCGUGCACGUCGCUACCCCUCUUGAGCACUGCGAAAAGACUGACCGCCGUGGUAUCUACGCCAAGGCACGUCGCGGUGAGAUUAAGGGCUUCACCGGCGUUGACGACCCGUAUGAGGCACCGGCGGGCAAGGAGGCGGAUCUCGUGGUGGACAUUAGCAAGGACAAUGUCCGCACGGCGGUCCACCAGAUUGUGUUGUUGCUCGAGGCGGAGGGUCUGUUGGAUCAGUUGUAAUUGUAUCAUAUGAGGCACGUGUGGUGCAUGCUGGAUAGAUAAAAUGGUGUUGAAGCGCUGCUGCUAUGGCCACCUUGCUGCAUGGCCUACAAUAGAUAGACAAACGACAUGGAUUGUCACUUGUUUUUG
Molecule: messenger RNA, 2181 nt
Organism: Zymoseptoria tritici IPO323
Lineage: Eukaryota; Fungi; Ascomycota; Dothideomycetes; Mycosphaerellales; Mycosphaerellaceae
Gene: MGSUL5
Product: MGSUL5 ATP sulfurylase
Exons: 5
Coding region: 1-2052 (683 amino acids)
Biological process (GO): sulfur amino acid metabolic process
Cellular component (GO): cytoplasm
Molecular function (GO): adenylylsulfate kinase activity; sulfate adenylyltransferase (ATP) activity; ATP binding
Source: RefSeq, a predicted model, not a curated record